Marmota monax (woodchuck) is the source of this 5533-nucleotide messenger RNA. RefSeq names its product metal response element binding transcription factor 2 (gene Mtf2). NCBI's taxonomy places the organism in Eukaryota, Metazoa, Chordata, Mammalia, Rodentia, Sciuridae. Gene Ontology annotation, molecular function: DNA binding; chromatin binding. The transcript is spliced from 13 exons. Bases 2003 to 3478 code for a protein of 491 amino acids. The record is from RefSeq and is a predicted model, not a curated record. Gene Ontology annotation, cellular component: nucleus. Gene Ontology annotation, biological process: chromatin organization; regulation of DNA-templated transcription.
AUGAUUUUCUUCAACCUGACAUUUUCUUUUGAAUGUAUUGUUUUAUGAUAAUUCAGUAUCACAUUUGAGGAGAGUUUAAAAAGUACCCUACAAACAGAAUUAUUCCUUUUUCCUUACUUUGUAAAUAAAGAUGGGUUUCUCCAUAGUGGGACUGGAGCAUGUUAUAUUGCUUCCUGUUCCUCUUCCUUUUGCUAUGUAUCCCUUUCAACUUUUUGGUCUUUUGGAGGUUUUUGCAGGUUUAUGAUAAGUCUGUCUUUUUGUUCCCUCCUUUUCUCCUUUCCUUUAAAAAGUAGCAGAAAGAAAAAGUAAACCAGUUACAUAGAGGAAGAAAGUUGUGAAAAUUGAAGGAUCCUGUCUAAUACGAGUCCCACCUUGUAUAUCAGAUUAGUGAUCUGUGGUUGAUUUUUCUUCACUGGCUCCUUAUACUACCCCCUAGAAUUACAAAGGAUUGCUCCUUGACCAUAUAACUCUUUGUUGCACCUAGAAACUUAUUACUAUAGAAUGCAAAUACAAAGUGAACUUGAAAAUCAUAUGACAGCUCAGCAGGAAAUAGUUUUAGUAGUUUUCUUUCUUGUAAGAAUCCUAUAAGUUAUUUAUUUAUGUUUGUGUGUAUAUCUCUAAAAUAAUAUAUGUAUAUAAUGUGUAUAUAUGUAUUUUACACAUAUAACAAUACAUUAAUUUUAUCUAGCAAUAUACUUUUUUUUUUUAAAAAGAAGAUUCAGUCUUUCUUUUUUUCUUUUCUUUUUUUUUUAAAAUAUCUUUUGUUUCAUUUGUUUAUUUUUAUGUGGUACUUGGGACCGAACCCAGGGCCUCACGCAUGUGAGGCAAAUGCUCUACCACUGAGCUAUAACCCCAGCCCAUAGCAAUAUACUUUUUAUUUUCAAUUUUUUUUUUAGUUGUAGAUGGACACAUUAUAUUUAUUUUUAUGCAGUGCCAAGAUUAAACCCAGUGCCUCACAUGUGCGAGGCAAGCACUCUACCACUGAGCUACAACCCCAGCCCUAGAAAUAUACUUCUUAAAAGUUUACACAGGGGCUGUGAUUGUGGCUCAGCGGUAGAGCACUCACCUAACACGGGCAGGAGCCGGGUUCGAUUCUCAGCACCACAUAAAACUAAGGGCAUUGUGUUGUGUCCAUCUACACCUAAAAAAUAAAUAUUAAAAAAAAAAGUUUACAUAAAUAAGGAAAAAUGUGAUCCUGUUAGUAAAGAAAUGUGUGCCAUAAGAGGGAGAUAUGUGUGAUGUUAAGACUGUUACAUAAUUUCAAAAAGGUAUUUAAACACCUAUGCUAUUUUUUGUUUCUUUGAAAUGAUAUACUCCUGCAAUGCUGGUGACAGUAUAAAUUUCUGUUUCAGUUAUUUAACAGUUGCAUUAAAUGCAUAAAAAUUUUGUACUCUGAUCUGUCCAACAAGACUCUCUUCUAGAACUGCUAGAAGUUUUUUCAUAAGAAAUAAUUUAAAAGAAAAAAGCUAGAGGAAAAAUGUUCACUGUAGCAUAUUUUAAACAAACAAAAAAAAAUCUUGUAUUUCUAAAAUGCAAAGACCAAGACUACAGUAAUCAGUUAGAUUUUUCUAGUAGAGGACCACUAAGCUCUAUGGGAAGAUUCUUGUACACUUGAUGGUAAAAACAACAACAACAACAACAAAACAACAUGUACUUGAACUUCACAAGUAAAGUACUCCCAGGUUCCUCAGGAAUGUUUUCUGAGGUAAAUGUAUAUCGUUUAUCGGAUCAGCACCCCUUUUACUGAAGACCUGCCUUCCCUCUCACUCUUAUAGUGGGAAUCAACUCAGGCACCUACUCCAGGCAGGGGCUAUCAUUCCCUUUCCAGGGAGUUGCAGAUUUGGGCUGAGAGGUCCCAGGCUGUCUGAUUACUUUCCUGACUGGAGCCAUAAACCCAGGAGCUAUGGGAGGCCAGGUCCUACCAAGCAUACCAAGUAAACAGAGUUGAGGAGAGACGACAGGAGACCAAAACAGACAAACAAGAGCCACUGGAAGUGGGGAAAUGGUCUGUACAAUAUGUCAAGAAGAGUAUUCAGAAGCUCCUAAUGAAAUGGUUAUAUGUGAUAAAUGUGGCCAAGGGUACCAUCAGUUGUGUCAUACACCUCAUAUUGAUUCCAGUGUGAUUGAUUCAGAUGAAAAAUGGCUCUGUCGACAAUGUGUUUUUGCAACAACAACAAAGAGGGGUGGUGCACUUAAAAAAGGACCAAAUGCCAAAGCAUUGCAAGUCAUGAAGCAGACAUUACCCUAUAGUGUGGCAGACCUUGAAUGGGAUGCAGGUCAUAAAACCAAUGUGCAGCAGUGUUACUGCUAUUGUGGAGGUCCUGGAGACUGGUAUUUAAAGAUGCUACAGUGCUGCAAAUGUAAGCAGUGGUUUCAUGAGGCUUGUGUGCAAUGCCUUCAAAAGCCAAUGCUAUUUGGAGAUAGGUUUUAUACAUUUAUUUGCUCUGUCUGCAGUUCUGGACCAGAAUACCUCAAACGUCUACCAUUACAGUGGGUAGAUAUAGCACACCUAUGCCUUUACAACCUAAGUGUUAUUCACAAGAAGAAAUACUUUGAUUCUGAACUUGAGCUUAUGACAUACAUUAAUGAAAACUGGGAUAGAUUGCACCCUGGAGAGCUGGCAGACACACCAAAAUCUGAAAGAUAUGAGCAUGUUCUGGAGGCAUUAAAUGAUUACAAGACCAUGUUUAUGUCUGGGAAAGAAAUAAAGAAGAAGAAGCAUUUGUUUGGGUUGCGAAUUCGUGUUCCUCCUGUGCCACCAAAUGUGGCUUUCAAAGCAGAGAAAGAACCUGAAGGAACAUCCCAUGAAUUUAAAAUUAAAGGCAGAAAGGCAUCCAAACCUAUAUCUGAUUCAAGAGAAGUAAGCAAUGGAAUAGAAAAAAAAGGAAAGAAAAAAUCUGUAGGUCGUCCUCCUGGCCCAUACACAAGAAAAAUGAUUCAAAAAACUGCUGAGCCACCAUUGGAUAAGGAAUCAGUUACAGAGAGUCCUACCUUGGAUUUACCUUGUUCUAUAGGGAGAACUGAGGGUCCUGCACAUUCUUCUAAUACCUCAGAUGUGGAUUUCACGGGUGCUUCCAGUGCAAAAGAAACUACCUCGUCUAGCAUUUCCAGGCAUUAUGGGUUGUCUGACUCCAGAAAAAGAACUCGCACAGGAAGAUCUUGGCCUGCUGCAAUACCACAUUUGCGGAGAAGAAGAGGUCGUCUUCCGAGAAGAGCACUCCAGACUCAGAACUCAGAAAUUGUAAAAGAUGAUGAAGGCAAAGAAGAUUAUCAAUUUGAGGAACUCAACACAGAGAUUCUGAAUAACUUAGCAGAUCAGGAGUUACAACUUAAUCAUCUGAAAAACUCCAUUACUAGUUAUUUUGGUGCUGCAGGUAGAAUAGCAUGUGGCGAAAAAUACAGAGUUUUGGCUCGUCGGGUGACACUUGAUGGAAAGGUGCAGUAUCUUGUGGAAUGGGAAGGAGCAACUGCAUCCUGACUGUAGGACUGAACAUUAUGUUCACUGCACUCUCAUUUUAUGUAGGUAUCGUUCAAAGUCCUAAAGAAGUCUGGCUUUUAACUCUUUCUUAAAACAACAAGAACAACAACAACAAAAAUCACAAAAGAAGAUGAUACUAGCCUUAACAUGUACUUGUUGAUGUUAUGGAUAUUGUCAUAAAAAGAUAUCUUUUACAAAUCAGAACAGAGACUUAAUUUUUUAAAUCUUAAGAUUUGUAGAAUGUUUCUAGGAUAGGAUAUUAAAAUUGAUUCAAACCCAUGCAUGGUGUUAGAUAAUUUUUCUAAUUAUUCCAUUGAGUCAGUUUUUGUGAUUAGUGGUUAUCAGAGCAAACAGAUCAUGUAGAUAGCACAAGUCUUUGGAGAAACAUUGUCUGUUUUGUUACCAAAAUGUUGGAAGAAAUUUAUUUCAAUACCUUUUAGAUUUCAUAAAGUGCAGUGUAUAUAAUGCCUACUGAAAGACUGUAAAAUAUUGAAAUUUUCUUUCAAGCAAAGUGUAAAAAAAAAUAUAUUGAGCCUGUAAAUUGCUCUGUGACUAGACUUCAUUGUCGUCUUAAUAUAUUCUUUGCAUGUACAUAUAUAUACACGUGUGUAUAUAUAUGUGUGUGGAUAUGUGACCUAUGCAAUACAAAUUAUGGGAAUGGGCAGCUUUGGAGUAUAUAUCCCAUAAUUCUUUAUUUCAGGAAUAGUUGCAGUAUUUACACAGCAGCAUUUCUUCUCAGGCUUUUAUUGGGUGCUGUUGCUUGCUAUGUAUGAAGAGAAAUGUGUCAGACAAGUUUAGUGUGUACUGAAGAAGGGUGUGAACAACAGUGUUCAUGGGCUUUUAGAAUGCUUUUCACUUUCAGUCCUUGUAACUCAGCUGUUCCAUACCUAAAACAAAUUCAAAUAAUAUCAACAUCUCCUUUUAUAAGUAACGUUUUCAAUUUUUCAUGGCACAUUAUGAUUGUAAAUGUCUCUCAGUUUUAACAGUAAGUCUGUAGGAGUCCCGUGACGAUUCCUGAAAUGUCUGUAGUAACUGUUAGUAAUGUUUGAAUAAGUGUAGUAUGAACAAAGUAUUUUAUUGCACAGGGUUAACAAACAGUAUGUUGCCAGCUAAGGCUACUGCUGUUUUUUUUUACAACAUUACCUCUUGUUUUUAUAAAAUGUACCAAGAUUUAAAUUGAUAACUUUAUUUUACGUGUAAAAAAAGAAAAUAGUUUCUUUUAUCACCAGUGUUAGAGUUGCCUUGUUUCUUUUUGUUUUGUUUUGUUUUCUUUCUUAGCCAAAGAGUAAACAGAAGAAUAUUCUUAUUUUGGUGGCUAUUCAUUUUACUUUUACAAAAUGGCUGGUGGAUUUUAGACUAAUAAUUGGGGAAUUUGCCACCAAAAUGAAAAAUAUAUAAAGUGUAGUGAUGACAGAGUGGUAAAAAUGUGGGUUAGUACUUAUUUAUUCCAUUAAUUGAUUAUUUGACUGUUUGUAAAGAAAGUUGCUUUAUUUCUUUAAACAUCUUCAAAAGAUGACUUUUUCUCGUCACAUAGCCAAAAGAAGCAGAGAACUGCGUUGUCCUGCAUUUGGUUCCUGGUUGACCAGGUAUAAAUGAGCUUUACAAAAGUGCAAAUUAAAAACUGUCACUUCUGUUUACCUCCACCAAAACUUGAUUUCCCCCUAGCUAUUAAUUUAAAGUUGCCUUUCCUGCAGCUGCAAUAUUUUGAAUAACACACAGAGUUUGUGUUGAUUUUUGAAUGUUUGUUUAUGUCUAGGGGUAAUGGAAAAUGUAAAUCCCGUGUAACCUUAUUCACUCCACCUGUAUCAUAUUACUUCAUUUCCCCCAAAGUCCUUGAAUUCUAACUGAACACCAGCAGUAUUUUUAGUAACUCUUUCUUGAACAUACUUGGAAGACAAUUUAUUGAGCUGAACUGUCUUUAGACGUAAUUAUUGUGAAUGUCUGUUUUAUUUUAUCAUGGUGGUUCACAUGGCUCUGAUGUUCAGUUUGUAUUUUUGGAAUUGCUUUACUUAGAAUUAAAACAGACCAACAUUAAAUGUGUGUAUUUUUUAAAGA